AACAUAACAUAACAAAAAACCAUCAUUUAAUAAUAAUUCUUAGUCAAGGUUCGUUCUUGUCACUAUUUUGCUCAGUGUGUCAUCAAGUGGUUAAAGCGAUCCAUUUUAUAAGCACCUUAUCAGCAGCCUUGGGCCCCUCGCGGUUAUCUAUCGCUGUGUUUCUCGAGUGCAGAAUUAACCACAUACAUAUCACACCUCGAUCCCAUCACUCAACUUGUACAUACAUAGUUCAAGUGUUGAAGUGUUGACGGUUUCAGUGUCGGUUUUUUUCGCCGUUAUUUUAUUUCACGUUUGCAUUUUAUAAUUUUAAUUUGUCAGCAAAAGUUUUGUGGUUGUGAAAGAUCGGAUCGUAAAAAUGAUUAAGAAUACUGCAGACCCUGGAGAAGAAGCGAAGAAUGCUUUUAUGCGAAUCCAUUUCGCAAAGAUUAAGCAUAAUAAAGAUGAAGGAAAGUUUGAAAUUAUUGACAAUUUCAAGGCACUAAGUUUUACCACUGUAACUGCUCCUCAAGAUUCCAAUUACAUGCUUAUUCAAGAUUUGGAGGAGGACACAGUCUUCAGCAUUCUUAAAACAGGAGAGUCGCAAUUCUCUAUACGAUCGCCAUGGGCGGAGAUUUUGGGAGAGGUCAUCGUCGACGAGAAGAAUGGCCAAGCGGGUCCCGUUUGUGUGGAAAUAUUUACCAAGGAUAGAACCGUUCGACUUCAAGCAGCUAGAAUGCAACAGAUUGAGAAAAGUUCGGAAUUUCUGGUAACUCACACAAAGUCGGGAGACGUCAUUGGAAGAAUCAAUGCGGUUCCGAAGCGUUCAAAAGCUGUAGUUUCUAUGCAGCCUGAAUUAGAUGUUCUCCACCGUGUUCGUAUUAUUGCUACUGCUUUAAUUUUGAUGCAAAUCUAUGACAAGGCCUGGUGAUUUUUUUGCACCUAAAGUAUUUCGUGCUGUUACUACGUACAUAUGUAUGUGCAUGUGUAUAUAUGUAAUGCAUGUAGUACAAUAUGCAAUCUAUGUAUGAAUGUCUUACUCCAUAUAUGAAAUGCAAGUACCUUUAAAACAGAGGAACAACUACUAUACUUGAUUAUCAUAAAAAAUAAAGUUUACUUUGUUAUAAAAUGA
Molecule: messenger RNA, 1108 nt
Organism: Folsomia candida
Lineage: Eukaryota; Metazoa; Arthropoda; Collembola; Entomobryomorpha; Isotomidae
Exons: 5
Coding region: 356-907 (183 amino acids)
Source: RefSeq, a predicted model, not a curated record